This is a messenger RNA of Xyrauchen texanus (razorback sucker), 2370 nucleotides long. Its product is annotated as broad substrate specificity ATP-binding cassette transporter ABCG2-like. The record is from RefSeq and is a predicted model, not a curated record. The transcript has 16 exons. Gene Ontology annotation, molecular function: ABC-type transporter activity; ATP binding; ATP hydrolysis activity. NCBI's taxonomy places the organism in Eukaryota, Metazoa, Chordata, Actinopteri, Cypriniformes, Catostomidae. Gene Ontology annotation, cellular component: plasma membrane. The coding region runs from base 82 to 2067 and encodes 661 amino acids.
AUUUGUUCCGUUUUUCGCUGUGCAGCUCUUCCAUCCGGCAGCUUUUGGUGGGAUUGUUAACUUGUUUUGCAUAAUGGUUUAAUGGUCUCCAGGUGUGCAAUGAUGGCAGACACAGCCCUUCAGAUGGACAGAGUUGGAGAUAAUGGGAACACUGUGUCCAGGACAACGAUGUCCAACACCUUCUCCUCAUCGUCCCGGAAAGGAGCCACCGUGAGCUUCCACAAAAUCCAGUACAGCGUGAAGAUGAAGAGUGGAUUCCUCUGCAAGAGGAAAGUCAGGCGUAAAGAUAUUCUCAUCGACCUCAAUGGUCUCAUGAAACCAGGGCUGAACGCCAUAUUAGGAGCAACCGGGAGUGGAAAAUCAUCUUUCCUGGACGUUCUGGCAGCCCGUAAGGAUCCCGCAGGUCUUUCCGGCGAAGUUCUGAUAGACGGAGCGCCACAACCUCCAAACUUCAAAUGUCUGUCUGGUUAUGUAGUGCAGGAUGAUGUUGUCAUGGGGACGCUGACCGUUCGAGAGAAUCUGCGUUUCUCUGCUGCGCUGCGGCUCCCGAAGUCAAUCAGUCCACGAGAACAAGAUGAGAAAGUGGAGAAACUCAUUCAAGAACUCGGCCUGAGCAAAGUAGCAGAUUCACGGGUGGGCACGCAGUUGAUUCGUGGGAUUUCGGGUGGAGAGAGGAAAAGGACGAACAUCGGUAUGGAGCUGAUCAUUGAUCCGCCUGUGCUGUUCCUCGAUGAACCGACCACAGGACUGGACGCCAGCACGGCCAACUCUGUGCUCAUGCUGCUGAAACGGAUGGCAAACAACGGCCGCACCAUCAUUCUGUCCAUCCACCAGCCGCGGUACUCCAUCUACCGCCUGUUCGACAGUCUCACGCUGCUGGUGUCGGGCAAACAGGUGUAUCACGGACCCGCUCAGAACGCCCUCGACUACUUCAGUGAGAUCGGAUACACCUGUGAAGCGCAUAAUAAUCCUGCUGAUUUCUUCCUGGAUGUCAUAAACGGAGACUCUACGGCUGUCGCGCUCAACAAAUUAAACAACAGCGACGAACUGGAGCCAGAGCAGUUGAGUUCAUCUCUAAAGGGAAUCGAGGAUCGUUUACUGGAGGAAUACAAGAAAAGCCCCGACUACAAACAGACUCAGAGCGAGCUGGAGAGAAUUGUUCAGGGUCAAGAUUACAGCAUACGGACCAAAUCCAGAACCAUCACGUACAACACGUCCUUCUGCCAUCAGUUCAAAUGGGUUCUGAAGAGAACCUUCCGGAACUUGAUGCUCAAUCCACAGACCUCAUUUGCUCAGAUCGGGGUGAUGAUUUUUCUGGCUCUGAUUGUUGGAGCGAUAUUUUUUGGAGUGCAACAGAAUUCAAGCGGCUCUCAGAACAGGAUGGGCGCUCUGUUCUUCAUCACCACUAAUCAGUGCUUCAGUUCCGUUUCCUCGGCCGAACUUUUCAUCGCUGAGAGGAAACUAUUUGUGCAUGAAUACAUCAGUGGGUAUUACAGAGUGUCUGUUUACUUCCUGUCUAAAAUCCUGUCGGACAUUGUGACUCUGCGUACAAUCCCCGGCAUCAUCUUCAGCUGUGUGGCGUACUGGAUGAUAGGCCUGAAAUCGACGGUGGAAGCAUUCUUCAUCUUUCUGUUCUCCGUUAUUUUGGUGUCGUACACAGCGACAUCUAUGACCCUGGCCAUCUCUGCUGAUCAAACUGUGGUGGCCAUCGCCAACAUCUUCAUGACCAUCAGCUUUGUCUUCAUGAUGAUCUUCUCUGGGCUACUAGUGAACCUCCCGAGCGUCGUGGCGUGGUUAAACUGGUUGAAGUAUUUAAGUAUUCCUCGCUACGGUCUCGCUGCUCUGCAGAUUAAUGAGUUCACUGGACUGAGUUUCUGUGACUCCAGGAACACAAGCAUCGCUGGACCUGUAGAAGUCUGUUCUUCAGGUGAGGACUUCUUGCAGAAUCAGGGCAUCGAUUACUCCACAUGGGGUUUGUGGCAGAACCAUUUGGCUCUGGGAAUCAUGACCUUCAUUUUCCUGGUUAUUGCUUAUCUAAAACUGCGUUUCAUCAAGAAAUUCACAUAAAUGUGUGAUCAGACUCUUCCACACACACUCCCGCUGUUGUGAUAUCUGCUAAUAAUCCCUCCAUUUGAUAUGCAGUUAUUGUAUUUAAGGUAAACACUUUUGCAACCGGUGAAAUUCAGCUUCAGCACGUCAAUCAAAUAUGCUCCAAUCGUCCUGGGAAGAAACUAAAAUAAGUGGCAUUAUUCCCAAAGUAUUGCACAUAUUAUCCAUUAUGCUUCAUUGUCAUAACUUGUUAAAUAAUGAAUGUGUAAUGUUUGUUUUGUAAUUUUAUAUGAGACCAAAAUUUCAUAAAAACGAAUGUUU